UGUAAGUAUAUUGAACUACUAUAAAAAUGGAAAAGCCUUUGGCUAGCUAGCAAAUACAUCACUUAAAAACACAACAAAUUGGUCAGUGAAAAAAUGGCAACUGCAGCAGCUGGUAGAGGAGCACAGUCCAUGAACUUCAUGUAUAUCAAGCCAAUCCUGCGUAAAGCGUAUCACAGAAAAAGCACAUCACCAGAGAUGAUUAGUGAUACAGUUAAAUUGAACGGUGAAGAUCAAGUGAAGAGGUGUGAUGAAAAUAAUCAUGAUGAUAGUUGGUGGGUCCCAGAUGACCGCACUGGAAUAUUUUAUCCAAAGGGUCAACAAAAAGUCAUUGAAGAUGUUCCUUCUGCUGCAGCAAAGGAUUUUGGAGCUGUUAAUUGGUUUUCUAAUCAUGAAGAUUAUCUAUAAUUAAUUAAUUUGUUGCAAAAUGUAAUUUGCUUCUACCUCUAAAAAUGUUGUAUCCUCCUAUUGUUUAAGUUGCUUUGUUUUAUAAACAAUCAUGUCAAACUUUAUAAAUAAUACU
Molecule: messenger RNA, 520 nt
Organism: Solanum tuberosum (potato)
Lineage: Eukaryota; Viridiplantae; Streptophyta; Magnoliopsida; Solanales; Solanaceae
Source: RefSeq, a predicted model, not a curated record